GCGCCGUCCGCGGCGGGUCCCGCCCGGGUAGGCGGCGGCGGGGUAAAGGGGAGGAGAGGCGGCGGAGUGUAUUUUGCUUCCCGAGGAAUCAAACCCGGGGAGAGAGAGGAAAGUGCAGAGGAAGGGAGGGAAAGACGGGCCGGGCUAGGGAGGGUCCGGGUCCCGGUCCCGCCCGCCUCGUAGCGCCCGCGUUAUCUCCGCGCUGGGACCGCGGUAGAGUCGCUUAGGGCGGCCGUCAGCCGCCGGCCCUGCACCCAUGUGCUCCCGGCAACUGCAGAGGGCAACCCCCGCGUACGGCGUAUCAGAAUCUUUGACACUUCAUGAUGGGAGGAAACGUCCCCUCGGCUGUUAGGAUCCAAUCUUCUCCCAGUGCGAGGAUUUGUCAAGGCUGAGAGACUCCGGAUUAUCCAUAACCCUCCCCUGAAAGACACAGCUGCUUCUCUGUUGCCCUCUGGAGAGGUCUCUUGGAGCAGAUACAGAGAUGGCCUCCAGCCUCACCUGUGCUGGUAUCAUCUGGGCUUUCCUCUCCUUCCUCUGCGCUGCUGCCUCCUGUGUGGGCUUCUUCAUGCCCUACUGGCUCUUGGGGUCUCAGCUGGAGAAGUCGGUUUCCUUUGGCACUUUCCGGAGGUGCUCGUACCCGGUGCGGGACGAGAGCCGCCAGGUGACCGUGAUGGUGGAGCAGUGUGGCCGCUACGCCUCCUUUCAGGCCAUCCCGAGUGCGGAGUGGAGGAUCUGCACGGUGGUGACGGGGCUGGGCUGUGGCCUGCUCCUCUUGGUGGCCCUGACGGCGCUCAUGGGCUGCUGCGUGUCUGAGCUCAUCUCCAGGACUGUGGGCAGGGUGGCAGGAGGCAUCCAGUUCCUGGGGGGUUUGUUGAUUGGCUCUGGUUGUGCCCUUUAUCCUCUUGGCUGGGACAGUGAAGAAGUCAGACAAACCUGUGGCAACCUUUCCAACCAGUUUGAAUUGGGGACCUGCCACAUCGGCUGGGCCUACUACUGCACGGGCGGGGGCGCGGCGGCGGCCAUGCUGGUGUGCACCUGGCUGGCCUGCUUCUCGGGCAAGAAGCAGAAGCAGUACCCCUACUGAGGCGCCCUGGGGCACGGCCGCUGCCAGACCCCCAGGGGCCUGCCGGCUCUCUGGACAGCCACAACGGACGAGACAUUUUUCAGUGCUUUCUCUCUGGAGCAGGUGUGGGGAGGGACAGCGGGUGGCUCCUGGGAACAGCAGCGCAGAGCCACCCGGCUGGGCUGGACGGAGCCUGGCGUUCCUACCCACGCCUGCUCGUGGUCUGCUCCGCGGGAAUGCAAGCAAGGAAAACUCCCCUUUGGCAGUGGUGAAAGUUGUGUGCACUGAUGAACUGAGGGGCUGGUGAGGGGAUGGCAGUGCCAAGGGUCUGGGUGGUGCCCAGCAGCCCCUCAGCACAGUGCUGCUGAAAGCACACAUGCACGCACAGGCGGUGACCGUGGCACAAAACGAGAGGAAACUUUUUCCGGUGCGACCCUUCUUUACCUUCUUCCUUUUCUUUCUCU
Molecule: messenger RNA, 1527 nt
Organism: Dryobates pubescens (Downy woodpecker)
Lineage: Eukaryota; Metazoa; Chordata; Aves; Piciformes; Picidae
Gene: LHFPL6
Product: LHFPL tetraspan subfamily member 6
Exons: 4
Coding region: 482-1084 (200 amino acids)
Cellular component (GO): membrane
Source: RefSeq, a predicted model, not a curated record